Molecule: messenger RNA, 260 nt
Organism: Ectocarpus sp. CCAP 1310/34
Lineage: Eukaryota; Phaeophyceae; Ectocarpales; Ectocarpaceae
Source: the annotation of a GenBank genome assembly
CGUGUGCAUCGUGUACGCGUGCUUUGGCGGUGAAGCGCAACGCCGGGAUUUCCUCCACACAGGCCAAGCACGCGGCAGCGGCGCAGGGGUACAAGGACAUUGCUGUCCCUGGCUUCUUCAAGUGGCUCCAAGCAAACUUGGACAAGGAGGAUUUCUUCUUGCAGCCGUGGCUCACGUUCGAGGUCAUGGGGAAGACGUCCAUGAAGGGAGGCGCGGUCCUCUUCACCGACGGCGAAAAAUUGUNCGAGCAAUGUUUGUAG